Molecule: messenger RNA, 396 nt
Organism: Rosa chinensis
Lineage: Eukaryota; Viridiplantae; Streptophyta; Magnoliopsida; Rosales; Rosaceae
Product: SKP1-like protein 14
Exons: 1
Coding region: 1-396 (131 amino acids)
Biological process (GO): SCF-dependent proteasomal ubiquitin-dependent protein catabolic process
Cellular component (GO): nucleus; cytoplasm
Molecular function (GO): cullin family protein binding
Source: RefSeq, a predicted model, not a curated record
AUGUCAAAUGUUGUGAGAUUGCGGAGCUCGAACAACGAAGUGUUCGAAGCAGCCGAGUGCAUGAUAGCCAUGUCCAAAACCAUUCAGACAAUGCUAAAUAGGUUCCAAGACGACCAAGUGGUGAUACUUCCACUGGAACAAGUGGAUUCCAAAACCCUAGCCAUGGUAAGAGAGUGGUGUGACAAUCACGUCACGAAGAGCACCCUAAAACAGUACCAAUUUGUGGAGGGACUCGAUAUAGACGUUCUCUUGCAUCUCCUGAUAACUGCAAACUAUCUGGACAUCAAGGAGUUGGGGAAUCAUAUGCGCGAAGCGAUUGCGGAGAGGGCUCAAAGGAAAGCACUUGAAGAGAUCGAUCCCAGAAGUUUUCAUACUGCAGUUUUUUUGAAAGGAUGA